Molecule: messenger RNA, 1647 nt
Organism: Microstroma glucosiphilum
Lineage: Eukaryota; Fungi; Basidiomycota; Exobasidiomycetes; Microstromatales; Microstromataceae
Exons: 3
Coding region: 1-1647 (548 amino acids)
Source: RefSeq, a predicted model, not a curated record
AUGACCAUACCUACUCUCCUUGACUACCCUCUACACGCAGCACCGAUUGCAGAAGAGCGUCUGCCGCUGCGUGGUGCGGAUCCCACACCUCUCCUUCUAGCCCUUGUCAAGCAGAGCUUUGAGCUUAUCAGGUCCUCAGAGGCAUGGCGCAAGGGCAAGGCUUACGGUUCAGCCGAUGAGCCUAUGAAGGGUGGCAAGAUCCUCACACUCUCGUGUCCUUCUGAUAUGGAGGGUAGACUAAAGAAGUGCGCAUGGCAUGCAAGAUUCAGCCAGCACAAGCCAGACGAGUGCAAGCUAGACUUUGACGAGUUCUUUGAUGGCUUGGGGUCGGAAGAGCACACUCCCAACGAGGGUGAAUAUGUGCCAGACAUUGUGGAAACACUCAAGAUCGAUACCAUCAUACCAGGUAGAGCCGAAAUCUGGAGGAACUCAUACCACCUCGGUGGCCCAUUGAUCUCGAACAGAGAUUUCCUCGAACUUGUGGUCACCAUUCCCCUUCCUCCGUCACCCGCCCCUUUCUCGCGUGCGCAUGAAGAGGUAGUGACCCGACAAAUCGCCACGACGCACCGCCUGGCCUCAGACCCAGGAGCGCCCUCUCGCGGCAGGCGGUCGUUCGUGGUGAUCUCCGUCCCAGUAUCACACCAUGCCGCUCCUGAGAGGAGCGACUUUGUCAGGGCAAAGUAUGCUUCCGUCGAAGGAGUAUGGGAGGGGCAGUCAUCUCAAGGCAGCGAACAGCCGCAGGUCGAGUGGUUCAUGGCCGUGCAGAGUGAUACAGCCGGCAAGGUUCCACUCAUGUUCCAAGAGAUGGCAAUGGCCGACAAGAUCAGACAUGACGUACCCCUCUUCUUCGACUGGCUGCGGAAGCGCAGGGAGAAAUCAGGCAAGAAGCCGGCCCCUAAAUCAAGCGCUCAAGCAAAUGCGAUGCCCAUGCACAUGGACAAGGGCGACAAUUCUCACCUCGAGAGCGGCAAUACGAGCCUCAAGGGGGGGUCUACUAGACCCGAAUCUCGUGUAGACUCUCAAGCCCCACCGGAGUCUUCCGUGGCAAGCGUAGGUCCAGCGGCUGCAGUGGGCACGACUGGAGCGCAGGGCAACGAUCAACAUGCUCCUCAGUACCCUGCUUAUGGUGACCAGACCGCCCAGCACGAGCAGAACGGAGCAUACGUCCCUCAACAGGAGAGCAAUCAGGAUUAUCCUGCUCAGAAUGGCUACGAAGGACAGCACGCCUCGCAGCACGAGAAUGUCAGUGCAGUAUCGGGUACUGGUGCUGAGUAUCCUUCUACUUCUACCGGAAAGUCUUCCGCCAUGCCCUCGAAGACUGUCCCAGCAGCAGAAGAAGCGUCAGUCGGCAAUGGCGCACCACCUCAUGCUGGGCAAGGCUCCUCCCAGCACCAAAGAAGUGGGGCUGCACCUCCCCUUUCCAGCAAUUACCUCAUGGGCAGCAGCAGCAGCAGCGGUGGUGGCAGCGGACUUGGCAAGGGCGUGAGCCAUGGCUCCACUGGCGAGCAGAAUAUGGAAGGACAGAAUAGCGCUGCGAAUGAGGGGUGGGAGGCCACGAGUGGGACUUAUGGUGAUGGGACGGCCCCCUCCCUCGAGGAGCAGAUGGCUCGACAGACCCAGGAGUACUCGACUACGCAUCAGCAAUAA